Strigops habroptila (Kakapo) is the source of this 1820-nucleotide messenger RNA. RefSeq names its product cytochrome P450 4F22-like. Gene Ontology annotation, molecular function: heme binding; oxidoreductase activity, acting on paired donors, with incorporation or reduction of molecular oxygen; monooxygenase activity. The transcript is spliced from 12 exons. Bases 130 to 1683 code for a protein of 517 amino acids. NCBI's taxonomy places the organism in Eukaryota, Metazoa, Chordata, Aves, Psittaciformes, Psittacidae. The record is from RefSeq and is a predicted model, not a curated record.
ACCCCCAGUGAUCCCGCACUGGGGACACGUGACGAGGCGGUGCAGUGGCCUUUGCCCUGUCCCUUGGCUUUUCCUUUGGCGUGUUCCUGGCGUGUCCUGGCGUGUCGGUGGCGUGUGCUGGCGGCAGCCAUGGCGCUGGGGUCCCUGGGAGUGCUGGCUCUGGGCUCAGUGGUGCUGGCGCUGCUGCUGCGGUGGCUUUGGGACACGCUGGUCCUUGUCAGCAGCAUCCGGGACACAUGUCACCAACUGCGCCGCUUCCCCUGCCCGCCCUGGCGCAGCUGGGUGCUGGGGCACACCGGCAUGGCCAAGGUCACGGAGGAGGGGUUGGAGCAGGCGGAGGAGCUGGCGACCCGGUACCGCCGCGGGUGCCUCUGGUGGUUCCUGCCCUGGAUGCCGGCCCUGAGGCUCUUCCACCCCGACACGCUGCGCCCCGUGCUCAUGGCCACAGCCUCCAUCGCCCCCAAGGACCGGCUCUUCUACGGCUUCCUCAAACCCUGGCUGGGGGAUGGGCUGCUGCUGAGCCAUGGGCACAAGUGGGCGCAGCACCGGCGCCUCCUGACACCCGCCUUCCAUGGGGACCUGCUCAAGUCCUACAUGGGCAUCUUCAACCAGAGCACCAACGUCAUGCACGCCAAGUGGCGGGCAGCAGCGGGCCCCACGGGUGCUGCGGUGGCGCUGGAGGUGCUGGACCAGCUGAGCCUCCUCACCCUGGACACCCUCCAGAGAUGCAUCUUCAGCCACGAGAGCCACUGCCAGCAGCAGCCCAGCGAGUACAUCAAGGCCAUCCUGGAGCUGAGCAGGCUGGUGGUGCAGCGCCAGCAGCGCCUUCUCCAUUACUUCUGGUGGCUUUAUCAGCUCUCGGGCGACGGGCGCCGCUUCACCCAGGCUUGUGCCACCGUCCAUGGCUUCACCGCGGCCGUGGUGCAGCGCCGGCGCCAGGCUCUCCAACGCCUGGGCCACCAGGCCUGGAUGGACCAACACCGCGGCCAGCGCAUGGACUUCAUCGACCUGCUGCUGCUUGCUAAGGACGAGGACGGGAACACGCUGUCGGACGAGGACAUUGCGGCUGAGGCCAACACCUUCAUGUUCGCAGGCCAUGAUACAACAGCCAGCGGCUUGUCAUGGCUGUUCUACAACCUGGCCUGCCACCAGCAGCACCAGGACCGCUGCCGCCAGGAGGUCCAGGAGCUCCUCAAGGGCCGGGACGUGGAGGACAUUGAAUGGGACGACCUGUCCCACCUGCCCUUCACCACCAUGUGCAUCAAGGAGAGCCUCCGCCUGCAUCCCCCGGUGGUCGCCGUGUCCCGCCGCUGCAGCCGGGACCUCGCCACGCGUGAUGGACGGGUCAUCCCCAAGGGGGUCAUCUGCUUGAUGAGCAUCUACGGGACCCAUCACAACCCUGAAAUGUGGCCCGACCCUCAGGUCUACAACCCAUUGAGGUUCAGCCCAGAGAACAGCCAGGGACGGCCCCCAUUGGCCUUCAUCCCCUUCUCUGCUGGCCCCAGGAACUGCAUCGGGCAGAGCUUCGCCAUGGCCGAGAUGAAGGUGGUGGUGGCCCUGACGCUGGCUCGGUUCCGCAUCCGCCCGGACCCGGCGCGGCCACCGCGGCGCAAGCCCGAGCUCAUCCUGCGCACCGAGGACGGGCUCUGGCUGCUGCUGGAGCCGCUGCCCAAGGGGGCCUGAGGGACACCGUGGGGACACCGUGGGGACACCUCCUGGGGACACCAUGGGGACACCUCCUGGGGACACCGUGGAGACACCUCCUGGGGACAUUGGGACACCCCAGAGAGGAGAAGGGAAUAAAUGUACCGUGGAGGGGA